Molecule: messenger RNA, 3224 nt
Organism: Manis pentadactyla (Chinese pangolin)
Lineage: Eukaryota; Metazoa; Chordata; Mammalia; Pholidota; Manidae
Gene: DVL1
Product: dishevelled segment polarity protein 1
Exons: 14
Coding region: 116-2284 (722 amino acids)
Biological process (GO): canonical Wnt signaling pathway; intracellular signal transduction
Cellular component (GO): cytosol
Molecular function (GO): frizzled binding
Source: RefSeq, a predicted model, not a curated record
GCGGCCGGGCGGGCGCCGGGGGCCUGGUCGCGGCCGGGCCGGGAGCGGCGGGCGGGGUGCAGGCCGGCGGCGGGGAGGCGCCCGUGUCCGAGCCCCGGGCCAGGCCGGGUGCGCCAUGGCGGAGACCAAGAUCAUCUAUCACAUGGACGAGGAGGAAACGCCGUACCUGGUCAAGCUGCCCGUGGCGCCCGAGCGCGUCACGCUGGCCGACUUCAAGAACGUGCUCAGCAACCGGCCCGUGCACGCCUACAAAUUCUUCUUCAAGUCCAUGGACCAGGACUUCGGGGUGGUGAAGGAGGAGAUCUCUGAUGACAACACCAAGCUGCCCUGCUUCAAUGGCCGUGUGGUAUCCUGGCUGGUCCUGGCUGAGGGCACUCACUCGGAUGCCGGGUCUCAGGGCACGGACAGUCAUACAGACCUGCCCCCACCUCUUGAGCGGACAGGUGGCAUCGGGGACUCCCGACCCCCCUCCUUCCACCCCAAUGUGGCCGGCAGCCAUGACGGGAUGGACGAGACUGGCACAGAGUCCGUGGUCAGCCACCGGCGGGAGCGAGCCCGACGUCGAAACUGUGAGGAGGCUGCCCGGACCAAUGGGCACUCGAGGGGGGACCGGCGGCGGGAGCUGGGGCUGCCCCCAGACAGUGCGUCCACCGUGCUGAGCAGUGAACUGGAGUCCAGCAGCUUCAUCGACUCAGAAGAGGACGACAACACCAGCCGGCUGAGCAGCUCCACGGAGCGGAGCACCUCGUCGCGGCUCUUCCGGAAGCACAAGCGCCGGCGGAGGAAGCAGCGCGCGCGACCGGCCGAGCGCGCCUCCUCCUUCAGCAGCAUCACGGACUCGACCAUGUCCCUGAACAUCAUCACCGUCACGCUCAACAUGGAGAGGCACCACUUCCUGGGCAUCAGCAUCGUGGGCCAGAGCAACGACCGCGGCGACGGCGGCAUCUACAUCGGCUCCAUCAUGAAGGGCGGGGCGGUGGCCGCCGACGGCCGCAUCGAGCCGGGGGACAUGCUGCUGCAGGUGAACGAGGUCAACUUCGAGAACAUGAGCAACGACGAUGCCGUGCGGGCGCUGCGGGAGAUCGUGGCCCGGACGGGGCCCGUCAGCCUCACGGUGGCCAAGUGCUGGGACCCGACCCCCCGGAGCUACUUCACCGUCCCGAGGGCUGACCCGGUUCGGCCCAUCGACCCCGCCACCUGGCUGUCCCACGCGGCGGCGCUGACCGGAGCCCCGCCGCGCCCCGGGACGAGCCCCUGCUCCAGCGCCGUCACGCGCACCAGCUCCUCCUCCCUGACCAGCUCUGUGCCCGGCGCUCCGCAGCCGGUGGAGGCUCCGCUGUCAGUGAAGAGCGACAUGGGUGCUGUCGUGCGCGUCAUGCAGCUACCAGACUCGGGCUUGGAGAUCCGAGACCGCAUGUGGCUCAAGAUCACCAUUGCCAACGCUGUCAUUGGGGCAGACGUGGUGGACUGGCUGUACGCGCACGUGGAGGGCUUCAAGGAGCGGCGGGAGGCCCGCAAGUACGCCAGUGGCAUGCUGAAGCGCGGCUUCCUGCGGCACACGGUGAACAAGAUCACCUUCUCUGAGCAGUGCUACUACGUCUUCGGGGACCUGAGCAGCAGUGAGUGGGGCUGUGGGGCUGGGGUCCCCAGAGGGCCACCCGCCCCGCCUCACCUACCUGUCCUCCCCCCAGAUCUCGCAGCCCUGAACCUCAACAGCGGCUCCAGCGGGACCUCGGAUCAGGACACACUGGCCCCACUGCCGCACCUGGCUGCCCCCUGGACCCUGGGUCAGGGCUACUCGUACCAGUACCCGGGGCCCCCACCCUGCUUCCCGCCUGCCUACCAGGACCCCAGCUUCAGCUAUGGCAGUGGCAGUGCCGGCAGCCAGCAGAGUGAAGGAAGCAAAAGCAGUGGGUCCACCCGGAGCACAGGCGGGAGCAGCCGGCGGGCCCUAGGCCUCGAGAAGGAGCGCCGGGCGGCUGGAGCCGGGGGCAGUGGCAGCGAGUCAGACCACACAGCCCCGAGUGGGGCGGGUGGCAGCAGCUGGUGGGAGCGUCCAGCUAGCCAGCUCAGUCGGGGUGGCAGCCCACACAGCCAGGCCUCAGCCGCCGCCCCGGGGCUCCCCCCACUGCACCCCAUGACGAAGGCGUACUCGGGGGGGGGGCCGCCUGGGGGGCCGCCCGUCCGGGAGCUGGCCACUGUCCCCCCGGAGCUGACAGGCAGCCGCCAGUCCUUCCAGAAGGCCAUGGGGAAUCCCUGUGAGUUCUUCGUCGACAUCAUGUGACCCAGGACAGAGUGCCUUUGGCCCGGCCCGCCGUGGGCUGCUGUGGUCCCUCAGGAGGGUGCCACACCUGGGGCUUGUGUGGGCAGACCUGAGAGGCCACUGGCCUGGGUCAGGCCCUCCUGUGCUUCCACACACGCGGUGGUCUGUGCCGUGGGGUCCAGGCCCAUUGUGGGGUUCCCCGGGUCUAGGGGAGUGAGUGGGCUGAGGCACCAGGUAUCCUCCCAGCCAAAGCAGCGUGUGUCCAUCAGACGGCAGCGAGGACCUCACUCGUCAACAGUGCUCAGGCAGGCCUGCCCUGUACCCCUUGGGGUGGGCCUCAGGGACCCCCCCCACCUGCCCACAAGGCUGAGUGUGGGGCCCAACACCUAGAUGACAAGUGGGCCCUAGGCCUGGGCACCCCUCCUUGUCUGGUUCACAGGCCUCACCCAUGUUGCCCAGGCUGAGGCACUCUCUUGGGGGUGGAGUCAACACCCGCAGGCCCUUCUGUGGCUGCCUGGGUAAGGGUCUAAUUUAUUUAUUUAUUGCCUGGCCUGUGUGCUCUGAGGGAGGUGGUGGCCAAGUCAGCCCCGUUAACAGGCUAGAGCAGAGUGUUUUUUAUGCCCGCUCUCAUUGCCGGGUCUCAGUCAAUGCUGGACACAGGUUGUGUCUGGGUGUGUGGGAGGGUCAGUGUGGGGGAGGUGGGAGAGGGGGAGUGUGACCCUGAGGGCAAGGGGCACGGACGCACGCUGCCACAGGGGCCAGGUCCAGGGGAGUAGGGGCGGCCCACCUGGGGGCCCACCCUCCCCUGCUGUCCACCCACGCACACCACUUCCUUCCUGGCCUCUCUGGUCUGCACACGUCUGAGCUGUAGAUACCAAGUCGAGAGUCCAUUCCGGAUAGUUAAUAGAGCUGCUUCUGUGUAAAUGCUAUUUUAAACACUAAAGCAUUUAAUUUUAUGGGA